UUAACGUUGAAGAUGCUCACAUUCUACACACACUCGCCCAUACACUUGAACGGCAUGCAAUACAUAGGCAUCUGGAUUGUGUACCAACACACAGCGCCUCUUGACAUAUUGUCCACUCAGAAGUAAAAUAUAGCAACAGAAACGGCAGCGGCAUUUGGCAGAUGAGAAAUAGUAUACUUGUCAUCACAAACUAUAUUGAAAGGUCAAUUGAGCGAGCAAUCAAACAACGAAAUUUAAUUCAAUCGCAAUUUAUUUUUGGUGAAAAUAUCGACAAGAAGGUGAAGAUAAAAUGUCGCAGGUACACGAAUUCAGUGUUGAGAUGACAUGCAGUGGCUGUUCGGGAGCAGUAGAAAAGGUGCUGGGAAAAUUGGGCGAUAAGGUGCAAAAUGUUCGAAUUGAUUUGGAUAAUAAGAAAGUGUUCGUGACAUCGGCCGAACUGAAUGCCGACCAACUAUUGGAAGUCAUCAAGAAGACCGGAAAAACCACCAACUACAUUGGACUAGCCAAUUGAAUGUUUAUAUGCAAAUUAAGAAUUUGUGAUUCAACGAAACAUGAUGAAAUGACAAUGCAGACAAACUAACGCAGUUUGUCCAGCGUUUCCAUUAAAUACCCAAUUAUUUACAUUAUUCGAAGAACAGAAAUGGUUUUAAACAUCGUUUUAAUAUAUAUUUUUGAAUAAAAUUCAAUAAGAAUUCCAA
Molecule: messenger RNA, 698 nt
Organism: Sitodiplosis mosellana (orange wheat blossom midge)
Lineage: Eukaryota; Metazoa; Arthropoda; Insecta; Diptera; Cecidomyiidae
Gene: Atox1
Product: copper transport protein ATOX1
Exons: 3
Coding region: 290-511 (73 amino acids)
Biological process (GO): copper ion transport
Cellular component (GO): cytosol
Molecular function (GO): metal ion binding; copper chaperone activity
Source: RefSeq, a predicted model, not a curated record